This is a messenger RNA of Fusarium oxysporum Fo47, 228 nucleotides long. RefSeq lists its product as uncharacterized. Gene Ontology annotation, molecular function: catalytic activity. Gene Ontology annotation, biological process: nucleoside metabolic process. The transcript has a single exon. The record is from RefSeq and is a predicted model, not a curated record. Lineage: Eukaryota; Fungi; Ascomycota; Sordariomycetes; Hypocreales; Nectriaceae. The annotation marks the transcript as partial.
GAUCCUAAUUCCUACUUAAUAGGUAUAAUAGGCUAUUAUAAUAUCAUACUUAUAUAUAUACCAGGGAUAAGUAAAGUGCAUACGGCAGCAGCAGCCUCUAGCUGCAGGGUAAGUUUUCCGCAUAUUAAGAUUACCCUUAUUAUUAGUAUCUAUAGCAUUACUCCCUUUAAGCACAGCAGUAAAGAAAUCAUACUUAGAGAUAUUAUUAUUAGUAAAGGCAUUAUCUAA